This is a messenger RNA of Triticum aestivum (bread wheat), 744 nucleotides long. RefSeq lists its product as uncharacterized. NCBI's taxonomy places the organism in Eukaryota, Viridiplantae, Streptophyta, Magnoliopsida, Poales, Poaceae. The coding region runs from base 1 to 744 and encodes 247 amino acids. The transcript has 4 exons. The record is from RefSeq and is a predicted model, not a curated record.
AUGGAACAGCUGAAGGACGACUUCAAAACAGAACGCACCAACUGGGAAACCGAAAAGGCUGCUUUGUUAAAGCGGGCUGAAGAGGCCGAAGCAGCUCUUAAACUGGUAGAGGAAGAGCUGACUGGGCUGAAGCAUCAAGUGAACACUGUGACAGCUGCAGUUUUUGGUACCCGCAUUGCUCAUCUAGGCACAGACAUGCAGAUGAAGUUGAAGGCAGCAUACACUUUGAUUGAGCAAUUCCACCGUGGACGCAGAGCGUCCGUCAACGGCGCCGAUGGCCACGGGGCAGCCAUCCGGCAGCUCCCCGACGCCUACAAGACCUGCCCCGCGGCGCCCCGAACCCUAGAUCGCCUCCCCUCCCCGCUCUCGCCCCUCUCCCUCUCGGUUUUCCUCGCGCCCGAGCUACUCUCACCGCGCUCAUCGUCUUCGUCGUCGUCACGGUGUCCACCGGCCAGCGUUCGUCGUUCCAAGGUCUCCAGGAGACGCGCCUCCGUCGUCCACUUCACCUGCGAGGGCAAGUUCGAGCUGAAGGCCCCCGCUCGUCGCCAACGAACGUCGUCCUCUAGCCCGGCCGGCCCUGUUCGGCGGCGGAUUCGUUGCGUCCCGACCUUCCCCGGCCUCCUCGACCUCGCCACCGACCCCCGCCAUGCUGGAGCCCUGGAGCUAGACGCCACCGUCGACGACGAUUCCUACUACUCUGGAGGUGCCUACUACUACGUUCAGCCCGCCGUCGACCAGGAGUAG